Messenger RNA from Lichtheimia ornata, 2397 nucleotides. RefSeq lists its product as uncharacterized. Gene Ontology annotation, cellular component: cytoplasm; nucleus. NCBI's taxonomy places the organism in Eukaryota, Fungi, Mucoromycota, Mucoromycetes, Mucorales, Lichtheimiaceae. The record is from RefSeq and is a predicted model, not a curated record. Bases 1 to 2397 code for a protein of 798 amino acids. The transcript has 6 exons. Gene Ontology annotation, molecular function: ubiquitin binding.
AUGCCUUCACACGGAUCACGUUCUUCACAAUCCAUGAGACAAUCCACAGAGCAAUCUGACUUUAAGAAGCUCAAAUCGAAAUAUGCCUCCCAAUUAUCCACCCUGAGAGAGCUAUUCGCAGACUGGUCGGACGAAGAUCUUUUAUUCGCCCUUCAAGAAGUGGACGGUGAUCUGGACUUGGCAAUCGACCGUAUUAGUGAAGGUCAUGUAUCGCAAUGGGGAGAAGUCAAGAGCAAAAAGUCAAAGAAAGAAGCUGCACAAAAGGCCAAAGCAGCUGCCGUUCCCAACACCAACAACACUACUAGCAGCACUAUUUCAUUUGCCCCACCACCACAAAAUACCACGACACAACGUACAUACAAAGGAAAUAAUGAUCGACCUAAAAGAGGUGGUCAACGCGGUGGACAUAGCACUCGUGGACAAAAGCCAACUACUACAGCACCUGCCAAUAACCAUAUCCAAGCAGCAACAUGGGGACAAAAGACGCCAACAACAACAACAGCAGCAGCAGCACCCGAUAGUUCUUCGUCUUCUUGGGCAGCAAUUGCAUCAUCCAAGAAGAAUGCAGCAGCAGGAGGAGGUGAUACAUGGGGUCAAUCACAGGACACUACCGACAACAAUAGCGGCUGGGACGCACCCACAACGGCUAGUGUAUCCAACACUAAUGCAGGUGGAUGGGGAAGCUCUACCGAACCCGAAGUAGAACCUGAUAAGACUACCACCACUACCACUACCAAUGAUUCAUCCGCACCAAAAACAUGGGCUAGCCUACUCAAGAAACAACCCAAGCCUGAGCCUGAGCCAUCACAACAACAAGAUACUACUACUUCUACUACUGCAGCAGCAGCACAAAGUGAAUGGGACGCGCCAGCUACUAAUGAUUCAUGGGACAAGCCAAAGGAUUCUUGGGAUGCAUCAACCAAUCCAUGGGACGCACCUGCUGAGACUAUCAAACCUUCUUGGGAUGAACCAGAGCCUGCCACAAAGGAAGAACCUCCUUCUACUACUACCACUGAUCCAUGGACAUCCACGUCAAUUGAACCUACCGAGCAAGAGCCAAAGGCAACAGAGCAACUUGAAGAGAUUGAAUCAUCCAAUGUAUCUAUUCAAGACACCACCGCUACCCGUAAAUCCUCUACCGGCAAUCGUCGUUUGAAGCAAGAUGUGCCCGUUGUUUUGCCAAAUACUGGUGCAUCUCUCAGCUCUAUUGGUGUCAAGUUUGGUAGCCUGAGCUUGAAUGAUGGUACAACCGAGACUGUGGAAGCGUCGGAGACAACAUUGCAAACGCAGACUAGUGAGUCACUUGAAGCAGCAAAGGAAGAAACACAGCCACAAUUCAACACUGGUGUUGCUCCAGAAACCAUGAAGCCACAACAAGCUGCAGCUGAACCACUUGGAGCAGCAGCAGCACAGACCACCCAGCCACAACCUACUUCCAUCCAUCCUCAGCCCCAACCUACUCUUGCUCAACAACAACCACCUCUCUUUGGCAUGGAUCAAUUGUCAUCAGGCUAUAGCUCUUACAUGCCUAAUCAACCUCCUGCUGGUGUCUCUGGUUUUGGUGUUAGCCCUAUGGGAUCGCUUCCUGAUUAUGGUCUUUAUGGUACUGAUCAACAACGUUUGGCUAUGGGUUACUAUGACCAUUCGGCUUAUACACAAUCCCCCUCGGCUUCGUAUCAAUCACGUGAUAAGGAUGGAUCAUUGCCGCAUACUGCUGCUGCCGCCGCCGCUCAUGGACCCGCUGCCGCAGCUGCCGCUGCUCAGCAAAUGUAUCCCAACAUGCCUUACUAUCCUUACUAUUACAUGCCCAACCAAUUCGGCUAUCAGCAAUCUUACAAUCAACCCUUCAUGAACAAGAGCAUGUAUCCCAACAUGUAUCAACACUCUGCUGGUAAGCCUAGUGGUGGCUCUGCAGCCUCUCCUUAUGCAUCGCCUUAUACACAACACAUGUAUGGUGGUUACGAUGAUAUGGGUGGAUUGCAACACCAAUUGGGUGGUGCUGCUGCUGCUGGAGGUUUGCAUGAUUACAAGUCGUAUCAGCAACAGUUGCCUGGUUUCCUUGGACAACAACAACCACAGCAACCCCAACAAGCUCAACCACAGCAGCAACAACCUCCUACCGCUGGUGGUGCAGCAACAGGUCCCAAGAAUGAUAAGGCACCUGCUGGUGGUGCUGCUGCAGGCACCAAUGGUCAUCCUCAACAACAAAUGCCCUAUCAACAAAUGAACAAUAACCCUGCCAACUAUUUCGGUGGUGCUGGUGCUGCUGCUGGUGGUUUCCCUUAUCAACCCCAGUAUCCUCAUUUUGCUCAAAUGCCAUCUGCACAGCAACAACAGCAACAGCAACAGGGUCAACAACAACCUGCUCGUCAACAACAGCCUUAUUGGAGCCAGUAA